Oncorhynchus mykiss (rainbow trout) is the source of this 3366-nucleotide messenger RNA. Lineage: Eukaryota; Metazoa; Chordata; Actinopteri; Salmoniformes; Salmonidae. The record is from RefSeq and is a predicted model, not a curated record.
UGAGUGCACAUUGUUUAGUGUUUUCGGCUUGGGAAGGAGAGAGAGGGAAUGGUCAUAUCAGUCUGUGUGAAGGGUCGGUCGACAAGGAUCGUGUCAGACUACAAAUGAUGAAACAUCGUGAACGGAACACUACACCGACUCAAAUUCCUAAACCCAACCGCGAGACCGACUCGAUGAUUAUGGCCACCGCUGACUCAGCAGUGAGAAGUUUAUCAGAAGUCGAAAAAUACCUUAACAGCCGGAACGAAAUGGUUCUGUGGUUGUGUUCCAGGCUGAAAGGAGCAGUGGCGAAGGGAACAGCCUGAACAUUCCGGAGUCAAUGUGUCGAGGCAGCUCGGAGAACAACCUAGAUCUAGAUCUGAGCGGCAUCCCAGACUCCCAACGCUACCUAGACUCCUCCCACCGCAGCUUAGACUCCUCCUACCGUUCCCUGCCCCCGGGACUCAACAGCCUGCAGCAGAAGAUCCUCCGGGUGACUGAAGAGUUGAAGAUUGAGCAGGAGGCUCGUGACGACAAUGUGGCUGAGUACCUGAAAUUGGUGAACAGUGCCGACAAGCAGCAGGUGGGACGCAUCAAGCAGGUGUUUGAGAAGAAGAACCAGAAGUCAGCCCACAGCAUCGCCAACAUGCAGAAGAAGUUGGAGCAGUAUCAUAAGAAGAUGAAGGACAGCAGUGAGAAGGACGCCAGCUCCAAACACCACAGCGGUCCCAAGGAGACCUCCAAGGACAGGCUGAGUCUCACCAACGUGAGCAGCGGUAGUGGCCGACACCCCACAGACAAGAUCAAGACUGUAGGGCCUGGCGUCUCACUCUCACCGCCAUUCUUCUUCAGCAAGCCCCGGGACUUUGCCAACCUCCUCAGGAACAAGUUUGGCAGUGCCGACAACAUCGCCCACCUCAAGACCUCCCUGGACACGCCCAAUUCCUUCCGCUGUGAAGGCACUGGGCGGACCCUGAGCGGCAGUGCCACCAUCGGGGAUGGGAAGACCGCGACCCCCGCCGCCACAACGACCCCCAAGUACACCAGCGACGACGAGUGUUCCUCUGGCACGUCCCUGUCUGCGGACAGCAACGGGAACACCUUGGCUCAUGGGGUUGGGCUGGGUCUAGAAGGGGGUUCGGGGGCUGCAGUGACUCCUGGACAGAGCCUGGAGGUUGGGGACGGCCAGGGGAGGCUUGACAUGACCAUGGAGGAGGUGAGGGAGAUCAGGGAGACCCAGGGGCAGCUGGAGGAGGACAUGGAGACACUCAGGACCCAGUUCAAGAAAGACUACGGUUUCAUCACCCAGACGCUACAGGAGGAAAGAUACAGGUAUGAGCGGUUGGAGGACCAGCUGAAUGACCUGACAGAGCUCCACCAGGCGGAAACAGCCGACCUGAAACAGGAGCUGGCAAGCAUCGAGGAGAGAGUAGCCUACCAGGCCUACGAGAGAGCCAGGGAUAUACAGGAAGCUCUAGAGUCGUGUCAGACGCGGGUCUCUAAACUAGAGCUCCAGCAGCAGCAACAACAAACUGUACAGCUCGAGUCCAGUGACGCCAGGGUGCUUCUGGGUAAGAGCAUCAACAUCAUGCUCGCCCUCGUCACCGUGAUCCUCGUGUGCGUCUCCACGGCCGCCAAGUUCGCCGCACCCCUCCUGAGGAGCCGACGCCACGUGAUGGGCACCUUCCUGGGCAUGUGUCUGCUGGCGCUAUUCUGGAGGAAUUGGGAGAAUUUUCAGCGUGCUGUGGAGAGUGUCCUGGUGUCAGCCUAAUGCUGUCCACAACCACACACAGCAACAAAUUAUCUCCGGGCGGAUCUCAGAGCGCAGAACAUCAAAAUAGUAUAUUUAUAAGUGAUUAGAACCUACAGUGGGGAGGUUCUUCAGUAUAGCGUUGGUCCUGGUGCUGUCUGGUAGGGGAGAAUGGGUCUGUGAAAACAUGGUCACUGACUGGUUAAUCUCACCAGCCAGAAUAACACUGAAUAUCAAGUCAAUGUGAGGUGCAAGAACAGACAUCAUAACACGAAUGAGAAGGCCGAGAAUGUUGUAAUCCUUGAUUAAUGCUGGUUCUCCCAAUGUUAAGUCAUAUCACGAGAGUCUACUUCCUGUUCACUCCUAAGAUUUCCAUUGGUCAGAAGAGGAUGAUGCAGUCCACAGCGUCACACUGCAACAAAUGAUCUCCGGGCUCAGUCAGAACUCCAUCAGAAUGGUGUAUUUGUAAGUGAUGAAGAUCAGAAGAGGUGGGAUCGAGCCUGAUGGUUUUAGACAAGGGGAUUGGUUACUGACUUACUGUUCAUUAUACAAUAGGAUCUCAAUCUCCCUUGUCUCUGAUGGGAUUGGUGGAUUGGUCACGGAACAUAAUCAUCAAGCCUGCACAGUUCUGUUGCCUCACUGUCGUCUCAUGGUCGGAGAUGUUCAUCGGUCUUCAUGGACGCACACACACACACACACACACACACACACACACACACACACAUAUAUCUUGCUUUAUUGUUUUUAAUGGUUGUGUCCCAUAAGGCACCCUAUUCCCUUUAUAGUUCACUACUUUAGACCAGAGCCCUAUGGGGCCUGUAGUGCACUACUUUAGACCAGAGCCCUAUGGGGCCUGUAGUGCACUACUUUAGACCAGAGCCCUAUGGGGCCUGUAGUGCACUACUUUAGACCAGAGCCCUAUGGGGCCUGUAGUGCACUAUAUAGCGAGGAUGCCAUUUGGGAUGUACCCUGUGGACUCUGUUUCAGGUCUUACAGACAGACUUCCUUAUUGCCUGCAGUCACACGUUUGUCAUCUUUUAAAACUGACUUGGUUUGUUUACUUCUUUUAUUGGAUACAUUUUAAAAGUGCAAUAUGUUGUUUGAUACAUGUUUUUUUUAUGACUUUGUUGUUGUUUUUAUUUAGAAAAUAAUUUAUAGAGAAGUGAGGAGGUGCUGUCUGGGGGUGGGGUGGGGUGAGGGGGGUGGGGGGGCCACUGAGGUUUUGUGAUAAGACUUCUGCCUGAGACAAAAUCAAUCCGAUGAGGUUAUCAGUUUGUAUUCCCACCAGGUUAUCGCUCCAUAAACAUCAAGACAAUAUAAAGACGUGAACGGUGUCACUUCUUCAGUCUCUUACAAAACUCAAAUAUCUCACGGGAUUUUAUUCAUGCGCUUUUACCGGAAUUCCAGUAGUAAUAAAUCAUUUGAAUAGCUGAGAAGAGUGGACAGUCUACAACACUGUGAUAUCAGGGUUAUUUUACCAUCUUGUGAUAGUUGGGUCGUUCCACCGAUUCAGUGACUUCUGAGAAGUGUCAUUUGGUUAAAAAACUAAACUAAAAAACUUUGAUUUCAACAAAUGUUUACAUUCUGUCAUAAAGAGCACAUGUUCAACUUAAUAAAAACAAACAUGUUUUACCAUC